UUAUGCAUACAUUAUUUAAAUAGUAGCCAAAAUAUUCCACCUACCAUGUAACACAAAGAAGCCACUCAUGACCUCACUGAAAAGGUCAACGCAACAGAUUUUUCUUGAUUUGUCACUUUUUGUGUAUGUGUAAUACAACUCCCAUCCGCUGGGGGCAGACGUGACAGCAAGCACUCUUGACGUGAGCAGCAGCAUUUCCUCCCGUUAUGGACGUACCGGUUUGAUGGUAGGAGAAACUGAUACAGGAGCGGACACUAUGAACGGCCAUAAGCUUAUACAGUCGUGUAGCCAGAUUUAGAGCUUACCGCAGAUCAGCUGUGAGACAAACUGCUGUGAGAGGACGACCAGAAACUGCAACCAACCACGAGACUUUAAAAAAAUGUCUGAACCCCUAACGUCAGCGUCUGGCGGUCCAAAGCGACAAAACUUCUGCGAGAUCUCAACACUGGAUGGAGACGUUAAAGAGAAGCUACGCGUAGUCUCCGAGCAGCCAGAGAAGGUCCACGCCGUUCCCAUCCACCAACGCCCCGACCUGCUCGUUCCCUGCGCAGACCUCGUCAACUGUGAGUGGCAGAGGAGCCAGGCCGCCCGGGUUCACUCUCUCCAAAAGUCCUGCUCGGAGUUUCCCGUCAACCUGGUCCUCCUGCGGGGCCGCGGGGAGACAGAGAGGCUACUCGGCCACGCCAGGCUGUCCCGGGUCGUGGGUCACAGCGGCAGCCUUUUUGUCGAGUCAGUGGUUGUGUCCAAGGCGGAGCGAGGCAAGGGCUACGGCCGCACUCUGAUGGAGAAGACCGAACGUUACGCCAGAAGUCGAGGGUUCAAGCGUCUCUGUCUCACCACCCACGAUAAGCAGCACUUCUACGCCCACCUUGGCUAUGUGCUGUCGACACCAGUGCAGAACGCGGGGGCCAUGACGGCGUUCAUUCCCAUGGAGACGCUUCUGAGGUUCUCCCGAAUGCCGAGUGAGGACACGAGCGUGCAGACGCAAACAAAGAUGCACGCUCAAGGGGACGGAGACUCGGGAGGUGGUUGUGCUGUAGGGUCACCUCCAUCCUUUAGUUUACCUCUUCCUCCUCCUUCAUCCAUCCCUACUCCCCCUCCACCACCUCCUCCUCCUCCCACUAUCCCUUGUCCUCCCCCUCCCCCUCCUCCUCCUCAGUCUACAGGGCAGUGUGCAGUUCAGACUCUGACUGAAACUCCGUACAGAGAUGCCAAAGGACUUCCCAUCUACUGGAUGCACAAGGACGUUUGAUGAUCAGAUACAGACCAAAAGACAGAAAUAAGCACAAAGUCACAAAACACAAACACACAUGUACACAGACACACAUAUAUUGGAAGAAGUGUGACAUAGAAAGAACCGUGCUAACAAACCAAAGAAGUAAAUACUCAAACUCAACACUUUUACUUUUUCCAUGUCACAGUUUGCAGAAGUAUUUCCCAACACCUGUGAACAGACGCUGCGUGUGAACCCAGCUGCAUGUGUAUCUGUACGUCUGCAUCACUGCACUGAGUAAAAGAGAAAUGAUGAUGACCUCUAUGAACAUAAGGACCCAGCAAUAAACUGGGGAUAAACAUUAAUGCUUCAGUUUCACUCAAGAAUGUACUUUUUUUUAAUUGUAGUGACUGAUGUUUGAGCCUAGCUGUGCACAGUGUAGCCUGUAUGAUACACAGACGGGAUCUGCAGCAGCAGAAUUAAACUCAUUGGUUCAGUUUGCUGUGUUUACUUGAAAAGAGCUUUAAUAAUUGUAAUUGUUACAACCAGUACAGCUGAGCAAAGUAUAAACGUGAUUCCUCUGCUCCCAGCUCCCAACGAGGGACCGUGCCACAGCAGAACUUACAGCCCAGGGUGUUUUUUUCUGGCAGUUAAGCAAAUUAACUGCAGGCAGGAGCGCACACUCCCUGCAGAUUAUGACCUGGGUUAUAUUGUAAUAAAUAUUACAUAUUUUCCUUGUUGUGUUUUUUUAUGUGUUUUGUAAUCCGGGUUUUGAGGUUUGAUUGAAACAAGAAUAAAUUAAAGAUCAUCAUUUCCAUAUAAA
Messenger RNA from Oreochromis niloticus (Nile tilapia), 2036 nucleotides. It is a transcript of the gene naa80, whose product is annotated as N-alpha-acetyltransferase 80, NatH catalytic subunit. Gene Ontology annotation, biological process: protein acetylation. Lineage: Eukaryota; Metazoa; Chordata; Actinopteri; Cichliformes; Cichlidae. The coding region runs from base 380 to 1252 and encodes 290 amino acids. The record is from RefSeq and is a predicted model, not a curated record. The transcript is spliced from 2 exons. Gene Ontology annotation, molecular function: acetyl-CoA binding; N-acetyltransferase activity. Gene Ontology annotation, cellular component: cytoplasm.